Molecule: messenger RNA, 3058 nt
Organism: Metopolophium dirhodum (rose-grain aphid)
Lineage: Eukaryota; Metazoa; Arthropoda; Insecta; Hemiptera; Aphididae
Product: deubiquitinase OTUD6B
Exons: 2
Coding region: 447-1292 (281 amino acids)
Biological process (GO): protein deubiquitination
Molecular function (GO): cysteine-type deubiquitinase activity
Source: RefSeq, a predicted model, not a curated record
AUAUUUUAAUAUCUAUUAUCUACGGUGGAUUGUGAUUGUGUACUGUACGAAGUACAACUACACCUAAAAGUUACAACUUACUGUUGCCAUGAUUCACAUGAUACUGUUCUAAAAUAAGUAAUGCAUAAUACAACUUUAUGAGAGAACAUUCUAUUGUUUUAUGAUAUUGUGUAUUUGUGUACUUACCUAUAACGUUGUAAAAAAAACCUGUGAAGGUACAUAUUGUCGUUUUUAUUUGGAUGUGUUACCGUACCUAUUGUAAUCCAUAUUUUACAAAUAUAUCUAAAUUGUUUCAUGAAUUUAAUUUUUUUCUAAAAAAUUUAUUAAAUAAGACAACACUUCAAAUAGUUUUAUGAAAAUGUUUCUUUAAUAAUAUAUCUACCAUUGGACUAAGUUGAAUUAUGUCAACUUUUUCAUUGUUCAAUUGCACAUUAAUUCAUUGCUAAAUGGAAUCAGUAAACGUCGAAACUAAAGAAGACAUUUUGCAAAGACAUAGAAAUGAGAAAAAAGACAUGCAAUGUAAGAUUCAAUCAAUGAAGAAGUCUGUAGCAAAAGGUGAUCGGAAGAAGAAAAAAGAAGUUGCUGAGCAAACAGCAGAAAUUGAAGCCAAAUUAAAGCAUAAACAUUUGGAAGAACUAAAUACAUUUACAGAGGAAGAAGAAACACCAUCUCUGAUAAAAAAUUUACAAGAAGUUAAAAUUAAUGAUACUGCUGCUAAAGUUAGUAGAGCUGAAAAACGGCGAUCGAAAAAAAUCACUCAAUUGAAAGAGAGGCAAGCAUUAAUUGAAGAACAUGAUAUUAAAAACAUUGGUGGUAUACGACAUGUAGAAACUCAAACAUUAGUUAAGAAACUCAAAAAUCUAGGUUUUGUUAUUUUUGAUAUUCCUUCAGACGGCAAUUGCUUAUAUAGUGCUAUUGUACAUCAGCUUAAAGAAAUAUGUGGACAAACUUUUACUGUACCUGAAAUUCGACUUAAGACGUCUGACUUUAUCAAAUGCAACAAAGAUGACUUUAUACCUUAUUUGAGCCAUCCAGAUACUGGAGAAAUGUUAACUGAUGAACAAUUUAUUGAAUAUUGCUUUCAAGUAGCAAAUUCAGUUCAAUGGGGUGGUGAAAUUGAACUAAGAGCUUUAUCCCACAUAUUCAAAAUACCAAUCAAAGUAAUUCAAGCUGAAGGAUCUGAUAUCACUAUUGGAAUAGAGUAUACUAAUUGUAACAAAGCAUUAGUUUUAGUGUUUCAUCGACAUAUGUAUGGUUUAGGUGAACAUUAUAAUUCGGUAUGCUCAAUUUAGUGUGUAUUCAUGAUGUAUACUGAAUCUAAAAUUCUAAUAUUGAUUAAAUACAUAAUUUAUUUGAAAAUAUAUUGCAUUUCUUAAUCUAAAAUUAUUCUUAUUCUAUAUUUUGAAAAAUAAUUUGUUUAUUAUUCUUCACCUGAUAAACACAUUGUAUAAAUAAAUGAUCCGUAUUUACUGCAUAGUAAGUGAAGUUUUUAUGUAUAAAAAAACAAAUCUUGUGUUAAUAUUUUAUCUAUUAAACAUACUCAUUGAUAGCAUUAUAGCUAUACAUUACAAAUUUUUUUCAUAUUGUUUUUAAGCCUGGACUGAGAGUAGGGCUGGCGGUAUUUUAAAUUUUUAUACCGGUAUAUAUCAUAUUUUCGGUAUACCUCUGAAUAUACCUCCAGACCUAACUAAGAGUAUGUAAAAGAUUAUUAAUUAAUAUUCAUAAAAAUGCAAGAUCAUUUUUGUGAUUUUCUUAAGCCAAUAAUAAUGAUUAGAUAAUGGCAAGUGAAAACAUUUUUUGAUUUUGUAACUAAAUACUAUUUUAAAAGUAUAAUCCUCGUUGUCUUUGUCAGUAUUUAUGCUAUAUAUAUAAACUUUUUAACUAUUAAUCACAUAGUUAUUAUAUAAGCAAUCAGUGGAUUCUGUGAAUUGCAAAAAAAAAUCCCUGUGAAACAACAAUAUCCUCACAUAACAUUUUUCAAUGAAAUUGAUUCAAUAAAUGAUUUUAAAAUAUUGAAUAAAUAUAACAUUAUUGUUUUUAAUUUACAUACUUAUGAUUAAUUAAUGUAUCAAAUUAAAUAUUGUAUAACUUCAUUAAUUAUUAAAUUGAAAACAGGCUAGAUCAAGUUUUAAAGAACCAAUGAAAAUUAAAAAACCUAGCUAUAUCUUAUGUUGAAAAUAAACAUUGAAUAAAUUAUAAAUUAUAAAUAAUUUGAUUUACUUUUAUGAAUAUUAUAUUAUUACUUUCAAACAUUAACAAUAUAUAAAUAAAUAACACUAAUAAUAUUUUGUUAUGUAAUACAAUACCAAAAUUCUAUAAAAAAUAAAUAAAAAGAGUUUUGUUACUUAUAAAUAAGUCUGUUGUUAAAAGAAAAAAACAUUUUUUAAAUCAUUGAAUUAAGUAGGUAUAUAUAUUGAAAUUAUUUGUUAAUAUUUAUCAAAGAAUUAAUUGUAUUCCGAGGAUUUUUUUUUCUAGUGUGAAAUUCCUACUCACAAUUUAUUUUUCAGAUAACCGGGUUCUGUACAUGGUGCAAAUCCCUAAAUUGUGAAUAAUGAUAUAUAUAAUAUUGAUAAAAUUACUUACUAUCUUAAAAAUCUAACCCUAGAUCUGAAAAUUAUUAUAAAUUUGAAUUCUUAUUUAUGUACCUAAAUUGUAAUUAUUACUUAUAAAAUUUAAUAUUAAAUAACUAUAGAUUUUUGAUGAUAAUUUGCUAUUGGUUUACAUUUUAUACAAAUUUGGUAUAUUUUAUUUUUCUAUAAGUAAAUAUAAUUAUAUUUUUAGUUACAAUUUUAUUAAUUGGUUUUGCAUAGUCACAUUUAUAUGUAUAUAAUAUGUAUUUUAAUGAUCAUGCAAAUAAAGAGGUUUUAUUGUUUUAAAAAUAUUUAUAAUAAGAAAUUAUUUUAAUUAUUUUUAAUAUUAAUUAAAAUACAUUUUUAAUUAAGUAUAAAUUAUUUACAUAAUUUGUAUUUCUUUUAUGCAUCAGGUUUAUGUUUCAUAAUUUGUAUAAUCUAUAUUUAGUGGUAAUACACAUUAUAGUUAGGAAACAAGAAAAUGAUUU